UUUUUUGUUUUAUGUCGGCAAAUGGGGGGAGGGGUCAGAAUAUGUAACAAAGAAUAUACUACAAAAUGGAGACAAAUGGUCAAGAAGAAGAUACAAUUUUGACAGAGACAGUGCACAUCAAAACUAAACAAAAUGUCUUAACUUUGACAUUAAAGGGAUUACAAGUGUUCCAGUCAAAAGAUGAUGAAACAUCAGCCACUACUUUAAAAUGGCCUGAUGUGCUAUGUAUACAACCAUCUCAGACAUCUUCAGAAACUGGAUGCUAUGUGUUGCAAUAUAUUCACCAUGAAGCCAACACUAGCUUACAGAUAAAAACUUUACAGAUACAAAGGAUAUCUGAACAGUGUGUUAGUUUAAUGAAUCAACAAAUUGCAGAUUCUGGAAGACCUAAAAAACUGUUUGUUGUCAUUAACCCAAUUGGGGGCGCUGGUAAAGGUCUACAGAUAUAUCAUGAAGAGGCUGAACCUUUAUUUAAACUUGCAGGCAUUGAUGCGACAAUUGUUGUGACAGAGAAAUCUAAACAUGCAUUGCUGAUUGGGGAAAAUACAGAUUUUUCACAAUAUGAUGGCAUCGUGGUUGUUGGGGGAGAUGGUUUGUAUCAAGAGCUGCUUCAAGGACUAACUUUACAAGAACAAAAGAAAUCUGGAAUCAAUUAUGACAGCCCUGAUACUGACUUAGUAAAACUUAGUAUACCUCCGAUUGGAAUAAUUCCUGCAGGCACAGGUAACGCAACAGUGAGAUUUUAUAAUGGAGGAUUUUUUACUGGAAGAAGGACUGCAAUUCUCAAUAUCAUUCGAGGGGAACAAUAUAGGGCUUCAGUUUUUGCAGUGUAUAGUAACAGUAAAUUUUUUAGUGUUUCUCAUCUCCAAGUAACCUAUGGAUUAUUUGCUGAUAUAAUGAAAAGAGCAGAAGAGUUACGAUGGAUGAAAAAAUUCAGAUAUUUUUAUUCUAUUUUGGGACAAAUUCUUUUCAGCAGAAAAAGAUAUUUUGAUGCAGAAGUUUAUUACCGCACUCUUGAUGUAAAUUCUGGAGUUGUGGCAGAAGCCAAUUCUUCAGAUUGGAUCAGCCUGAAGCCAGCAAUUCAACACUGCUAUUCCAUCUAUGCAAUGCCUUUUGAAUUGGUUGACACAGUGAAUACAAAGUAUGUUAACCCAUUUGGUCAACAUUGUCAUCUUGUCAUCAGCACUGGAUGUAGUCAGUUGUCUUCAUUAUUAAGUCUUGUUUCCCAGAACAAGACAUCAAAACCUGGUAUGGAAGUGUUGACCAACAUAACAGAGUUUAAAAUCAAAGUGGCGAGAGAAAAUUCUGCAUCUCCUGUAUCUGACAGAGAGGCAAGAGACAUUGACCUGGAAAAAGGAAUUCAAAUAGAUGGGGAAUUUUUAAAGCUAGAGACACCAGAAUUUUUAGUCAGGUUGCAGACCUCUUUUGUUCCUGUGUUUGGCUGUAAGCCAGCUGUAACUUAAAGUCAAGUUUUUCAACUGGAAGAUGAAUGAACUGAAACUUCUUUUGUACAUAGAACUUCAGCAGUUUUUUGUUCACUUAUUUUUUUGUAUUUGUGGUUAAGCAGCUUUUUAGUUUUUGGUUAUUUAUAAUAAAAAUAUAUGGAUUGUAUAUCUAGCUUAAAAUGCAUAUUUUAUCAACUAUAUCAGGGGUGGGCAAAUUACGGUCCGCGGGCCAAAUGCGGCCCGCUGAAGUGUUUUAUGCGGCCCGCGAAUACCUACAGAAAUCAUGUGUACCCACAGUAUAUACAUAUAAAAAUGCUAAUCUAUUAAAAAUAAUUCUAAAUUUCCCUACAAAUUAUCGAAACUCUCUCAUUAUAUAAAGUCAAAGACACAAUCUCAGGCCAGUAUUUCUUCAAUGCUUUGAAGAACUAUGUUGAAUGUUGGGUAUGAUUGGAACAAGAUGGCAAGUGUAACAACUGAUGGAGCUCGAUCUUUGACUGAGAAAAACUUUUUUUUUAAAGAAUAUCCCAACCAUAAACUCUAAACAGAAAAGUUUGCACAAAGCUGUAUGAAUUCUCAUCAUAAUAUGCGAAAGAAAAUAUUUCAAUAAAAACAUCAGACUUACGGUCACAACCACAGGCAGUAUAGAAAAGUACUUGUAGAUAUAUAAACUAAAUAUUCCGAUGCAUCUGCUGGCUUAGCAUGGGCAAGGUAAUGAGAAGAAUAUAAAUUCUCAAAGUAGAAAUGUCCAUAUUCUUAGAAGGAUAUUGACUGUGACUUAGAAACUAAUAUUUCUAAUGAAGAGUGGAAGAUAUUUUAUGUUUUUCAUGGUAGCUAUUGCAAUGGGCUGCUUACUUAUGUAAUGCAUGUUAAAUUUUUCAAACAAGGCUUUCCAAUUUCUCCAGGCCAGCAGGGGAAAAUAGGUUUUGUCAUUUUCCUUUGUUGAAAGGUGAAAAUAUUUCCAGUGAAAUGGUUAAUAUUACCAGACUUAUUUGUAUUCCUUAAUUAUGAAAUUUAUGAAGGCAAAUUUUAAGACGUCAAAAACCAGUUUUCAAUACCAUCAGCUCACCAUUUAGUGCAGAAGCUGAUUCAGCUCCAGAGAACAUAACGCCAUGCAAAUUGUAACCUGUAAGAGAAGUUCAAGUCAGUACUUCCACUGUAGCUUAAUGGGUGCUAGAAGCUGUAUUUCCACACUUUAAAAAAAACUAAGUUUUGCUAAGUUUUAACAUUAUUUUGGUACACAUACAUAUGUGAACAAGUAUUUUUCUUGUGGAAAAUAAACAAGUGUAAUCACAGGUCGAUGGUGAAUGACUAUAAUUUGACAGCAGUCACAAGUAUAACAACUAGAAAGCUAGCUCCACAAUUCAGGAACAUUACGCACGAGUGUAAAUAGUUAAAUUCCUCACAUUAAGUACAACUGUACAUUUGUGGUGAAAUGUAAUAUGAAAAGACAAUAGCAAAUUAAAAAAAAAUUUUAAAUUGGUUUCAGCAAUUGCUAACUCUAGUAAUUCCUCAAUUUGGAAUGUGAAAAAAAGGAAAAGUGAAUGUAUGAUACAGUAUAAAUAUGAAUUAAAAGACAUUAUACAGUUAACUAGCGUAUUUUUCUAAGUUGUAAGUAUACACACACACACACACACACACAUAUAUAUAUAUAUAUAUAUAUAUAUAUAUAUAUACAUAUAUGCGGCCCCCCAUUCCCAAAAUUUUGUUAAUGCGGCCCUCGAUACAAAAAGGUUACCCACCCCUGAACUAUAUAAUUAAAAUUUAGGUAUGUAAAUAUUUUGUUCUUAUUUCAUUAUUACAUCUGUAAAAUUUGUGACACUUUUUUACAAUCAUUUUUUUUUUACAAAUUGUUUUGCAGAAUAAAAAAAUCUCAUUUAAUAUAAAUCUUCACAAGGUUAAAAAAAUGUUUUUCUUUAGAUUAUAUAUAAAUAAUUUAUACUUCAGUGCCAAAUAUUUCUUAUAUUUAUAUAUAUAUCUAUAUAUUCUAAAAUAUACACAGUGUAUUGUACAUUAAAGCUUUUAAAUGGACGCAGCAAUGAUAUUCCUUUUUGAUAUUUGUAUAUUUCAAUUUAAUUAUUAAUUUUUGAAAUAAAAAUAGGUGUUGUUGGCAGAUCUUAAGGAUGUGAGCUUAGAACUGUCUUUAUAAAGGUCCAGGAUGCGACUCCUGUGGCUGUCAACUAUUCUACCCUGUGCAAGAUGGACUUUAAGAAAUUAGUUUCUAUUUCUUUUUAGGAUGGCUGUUUGUGGUAUGGUCCUUAGUUUGAACCAUGCCUACUUCCAUCCCCUGAUGGAAGCUUCCAUUAGGGAAUAAUAAUCUUCAUUUCUAAACAUACUUAUAAUCAAGAAAAACACAAAAAAUACUUUAAAAAAAACAUAGCUUAUAUUAAGUGUAAUUGUAUCAAUUAGUUUGGAUAAGAUGUAAUUAUAUACACGACCUAGGCAUAAUAAAUCUGUGUGAUUAGAAAUAUUUUUACCAAUUGUUUUUGUUUAGCUUUUAGCUUUCUCAAUGUACUAUGAUCCUAUCACUUGUCUGGACCAGUUGUGAAAGGGGGAGGGAAGAAUGGGGUAUAUUGGUGAAUGUUUACAUUAGUUUUUUAAAUGCAUAAAAAAAUUGUUCACUCAGGGCUCAAGAGUCCUCAAGGGAACUAAUUCAACUUAUACCACCCCAUCUGUCAAGUAAAAUUACUUUCACUUGUUCAAGAUACCAACAAAAUAAUUAAUUAUCAAUAGUUAACUAAUUGGUUAAUUUUUUAAAUUGAUUCUUGUGUUGUCAGGUAAAAGAAAAAAUUGUUCAAAAUUUCAGCUUAAUCCGAGAUUGGGUGUGGGAGAAAUAACGUGUACAAAAUUUUUACCAGACAGACAGAAUGAGUUAUUAUAAGCCUUGUAAAAAGAGUGUCCUUGUAUUUUAGUACAGAAACUUUUGAAACUUUCCUGCUUUAAUUUUUAAAAACAAGUUUUUAUGCCAACGUUUUACAAUCAUUUUGCAUUUAGUCUAUAUAAAAUGUUUCAAUGAGAAAACUGUAUUUGAUUUUGUACAUUCUUUUUAGCUAUUAUUUUUUUAUUUUAAAAAAUUGUACCGUUAUGUAGUCUUUUCUUCUCUAAUUGUAAUCUUUUCCAAUGUGAUACAUGUUAAGAAUUGCUCAAUAAGGAAUUUCUACAGCCAAUUUAGUGGCUGUGACUCUAGAGUUGUAAUGACACAGAGACAUUAUUUGACAUUAAGAUAUAGCCAUUUUUAGCGGCCCCCAAAAGGGGGAAAAGAUGCUAUUAGUUUUGUGUGGUCUGUCUGUCCGUCCCUCCAUCCCGUUUAGAUCUUGUAAACUAGAAAAGAUAAUGAAAAUCCGACAUCAUAAUAUUUAGACCAUUCAAAGUUCUGAUGCAACGGCUGCUUUUUACUUUUCUGAAAGUGAAAAAUCUAAUUUUUAAAAUCUAUUAUGCAAGCAUUUUUUUCAUAAAAUUACACCAUUUUUACAACAAUUCACUAUUGAUAGUAACAAACGGCUUUUUAAUAAGGGAGAUUGUUAAACACUAUUUUUAUAACACAUUUAUGCAAAUGGUUUUAGAUUUUUGGUUAAAAUAAAAUUGUAUUGUAAAGUUAUGAAAGUUCUGUUAUACUAACUACUACAUUUACAAAAAAAUGUUUACUUUCUUUUAAAAAGAGAAAAAAUCUAUUUACUUUGCAUAUAAGUGGAUGUCACGGAUGCCAUUAUAGAUUUAUUUGUAUAUUUCACAUUUAAAAGCUUGUGUGUAAAUAGAAAUAUAAACCCUUGACUGAGCCUCAGGAAUUACCCCACAAAUCUAGAUCCUUGACAGCGCCUCAGGUUUUACCCGAGACGUAAUUACGAUGUUGCAAAUCUAUUGGUUGAUUUGAAAAUAAAUAAAGACAUUUUUUUUAAAAGAGUUAGCGCCAGAGAAUUGAGGAGAGUAGAAAGAACGCGAGUCGAUAAAAGAAUUUCCUAGUAGACAGUCACGUUUUCUAAGAGCUCUGAUUUAAAGCCUUUGUAAUAUUAUUUAUUGUCACAGUCUUAGUUGACAUUGCAUGAUCUUAAGUUCACGUCAUGUUAAUAGUUUAAAAGACACGUGAAAUUCCUGAUGUAGAAAACAGGAAGUAGGAUGAAUAAAGUUGACUUAGAGGUCAGUCAAGUCAGUAAGGUCUUGCUCCCGGUCCAGGCAGGUUGGACGUUUCUUCCUGGACACUUGUAUAUGUAUGCAUAUAGCAUGAAAGUCGAAGGACUAGUCAUUGUUGAUUAAUAAUAUUUGAGAGUUGAUUUCAUAAUGUGCUUAUUGGAUAUUAAGGUAUUAUUCAUAUUUCAAUGGAUACCUAUAGUUGAAGCUCCAGUGUCACUAGUAGUAAUUGUUCUUAUUGUUACCCGCUGAGAUGCGGACGUGAUUUGUUGUUAACGUAUUGGAUACUUUUGAUACCGCUGUUAUGCGGAUAGGAUUAUUAUUUCUUGACUUGUAGCACUAACAAGGAGUGCAGUAUAUUAUUAUUAUGUUGUAAAUAAACUUAAUGUUGUCUGC
This is a messenger RNA of Biomphalaria glabrata, 5963 nucleotides long. RefSeq lists its product as uncharacterized. The transcript has 12 exons. The coding region runs from base 66 to 1463 and encodes 465 amino acids. NCBI's taxonomy places the organism in Eukaryota, Metazoa, Mollusca, Gastropoda, Planorbidae. Gene Ontology annotation, molecular function: kinase activity. The record is from RefSeq and is a predicted model, not a curated record.